AGAAACCGAGAGACAGACAAGAGAGAAAGCAAAGAGGAGGGCGAGAGAGGGAGAAAGACUUGGGAUCAGCAGAGAGGGGAGGGGAAAAAAAAGUUGGACACGGGUAAUCUUGCAGUAACUUUUUUUCCCUCUUUCCUUUCUCUGUGGAAGAAGACUCCAGAGGGGGGGGAAUCAAGGGGACAAAAAACAGACUGGAUUACAUUUGUCUGCAUUUGCAUCGCCCUGCAAGUUUCCCAAACCGGACCUUGGAUAUAUAAACGCACAACAACGGAUUAAUGUGGUCGCAAAUUUGUGGAUUUAUCAGUAAUUGAAGCUGGUGGCCGGGGUGAGGUGAGGUGAGGUGGUGUUUUUAGGAGGAGUAAAACCAUGUGGCUUCUCUGCUCCUCUCUGGCUGUGUUGGCCCUCAGCUUUGGAUCAUGUGACCCUCUGGUGUCCGAGCAAGAUGUGCAGUGCCCAUCCUUACAAGUGGAGGACUGGAGGUUUCCUCAGAGUGCCCGGACAGACAUCACUGGCUUUAAUCUGGUGAGGCGAUUUUCCCUGCUCAAGAGUAAAGAUGUCAAGAAGAUCCGCAACCCUCAAGGACCCGUCAUCCUCCGCUUGGGCAAGACUGCACUCUUACGACCCAGCGACCAGGUGUUCCCCCAUGACCUGCCGGAGGAGUUCACUCUGGUCUUCACCCUGGCAUUAAAGAAGGCUGCCUUGAGGGACACCAUCUACCUCUUUCAGAUAUCGGAUACGCAGGGAUAUCCACAGUUCUCUGUAGAUAUCAAUGGCCCAGAUCGCACCCUGUCCCUUCGAGCCCGAGGGGCAGACCCUGCAGCUAACCUGGUGGGUUGUGUUUUCACCGGGGAGGGAGUAGAGGCCCUAAUGGAUCUGCGUUGGCACAAGCUGGCCCUCAGUGUGCAACACGGAGCUGCUUCACUCCAUGUGGAUUGCAGCACCAUUGAGACCAAACCCCUGGAACCCAGAGGAGCCCUGCCCACCGAUGGACACACUCUGCUGGGUAUUCGGGCAUCAGAUGCUGGGCCUGUGCAAAUGGACAUUCAGCAGGCGAUGCUAUAUUGUGACCCCUCACUUGCCAUUCAAGAGGCCUGCUGUGAGAUACCUGGGGCACGGUGCCCUCCUGAUGCUCCCAAGAGCCGUCGGGCUGCUGAAAACGACCUGUUGGACGGCACGUUCAAUCAGGAGAUUUUUGCAUCCAAGGAUCUUGCAGAAAAAUGUGGGGGGUGUUUACUCCUGAAUAGGGAAGAAAAUGUUGUAAACUUUGGCGGGGUUGCUGGGUUGAAAGGGGAAAAAGGCGACCGGGGUGAUGACUGUUCUGGCUCCCAUUCAGGUCCAUGCACAGAGGGACCCAAGGGGCAGAAGGGAGAGAAAGGCGAGUCGGCAACCCCUGCUAACUGGGGCGAAGCAGCUGGGUACAAGGGAGAAAAAGGUCAGAAGGGAGAGAGAGGCCCACUGGGUCUGACGGGCACCCCAGGAAAGGAUGGUCGAGCAGGGUCAGUCUGUGUAGUUGGCCCCAAAGGACAGAAGGGUGUCCCCGGUAUGGUGGGUCCGGAAGGAUUGGCAGGGGAGCCGGGAAAGCCAGGACGUCCAGGCCUACCAGGGGUAGGAAAACCAGGGCCUCCAGGCCCUCCUGGUGAUCCGGGUGGUGCAAAAGGAGAAAAGGGAGAUCAAGGACCUUCAGGAGACGAUGGAUUUCCUGGAGAACCAGGGCCAAGAGGACCACCUGGGUCUAAAGGAGAAAAGGGUGACCCAUGCGAAGUGUGUCCAGUGCUGUCUACAGACGUAGGCAACACAGUGGCUCUGCAAGGGAAACCUGGAGAGCCUGGAUUACCAGGGAUAGGAGAGAGAGGACUGCCUGGUCUUCAAGGUGCAGAUGGCAAGGAAGGACAGAAGGGAGAACCAGGAUCUGAUGGCGCCAAAGGCGAAAAGGGAGAGCCGUGUUCUGUGUGCCCCAAUCUCAGAGAGGUUUCUAACUCUGUGCCCAGUGUCAUGACCGUGACCGAACAGCAGAAGGGCGAGAAGGGAGCACCUGGAAUUGGGCAGAAAGGAGAGAAAGGAGAGCCAGGAGUUGCCGGGCCCCUUGGCCUUAGAGGAGAGAAGGGCAAUACAGGCAGCAGAGGAGCUGAUGGGAAGCUUGGAAAAGCUGGACCGAGGGGACCAGUUGGCAAGGAUGGAGAGAAAGGUGCAAAGGGAGAACAAGGGCUGCCUGGUGUUGGUAAUCCGGGCCAAAAGGGUGAGAGGGGCGAGUGUGGUGUGUGCGAGCCAUUAGAGGUUGGCCGUGGACCUGCUAACAUCAAAUUACCAGAUGGAGCAAAAGGCAAUAAAGGUGAACCAGGCCCUCAGGGGCUACCAGGACCACCAGGUCUUGGGGCUGAAGGCAAACAGGGCCCACCGGGUCUGCCUGGUGCCCGAGGAGAAAAGGGUGAACAAGGAGAUCAAGGAGAUAAGGGAUUAGAUGGAGCUCCUGGAGCCCCAGGACUGCCUGGAGACCAUGGUCGGGAUGGCCAACGGGGACUGAAGGGAGAGAAGGGGGAUGCAUGUACCAGCUGUCCUUCUGUUGGUGCUGUGGUGGGUGAUAGUGUAGCUGUGCCAGGCCCCAAAGGAGAGAAAGGAGAACCUGGUCCUGCAGGAGAAGGAAAGCCUGGGAAAAAUGGAAAACCAGGUUUACCUGGAGUGCAGGGCCCUGCCGGUCCCAAAGGAAUCAAAGGAGAAGCCGGAGUUCCAGGAAUUGGCCUUCCAGGACCACAGGGUGAAGAGGGACCAAGAGGACUCCCAGGACUUGUAGGACCUGCCGGUGCCAGAGGAUCACCUGGACCUGCUGGCCCUGAAGGGGAGAAGGGCUCCAAAGGUGACAGCGGGCUUCCUGGACCGCCUGGGCCACAGGGGAUUGGAGUAGCAGGGCCCCCGGGUAGAGAUGGAGCCCGCGGCUCCGUAGGACUGCCGGGAGCUGAUGGAAGACCUGGACAUGAUGGAGCUAAAGGGGACAAGGGUGAACCUGGAGAGUGCAACUGCAUAAUGCCGCACACGGGCGUAGGUGGACCUGGAGCUCCAGGAAUUCCAAUAAACACGUGGCAGCCCGGGCCUCAGGGCCCCCCAGGACCUCCUGGCCCACCUGGACCCCCUGGGCCACAGGGGGUUACUGGAAUUCAAGGACCUCAGGGUAUCCCUGGAAACGACGGGCUACCGGGGAAACCGGGUUUGCCUGGAAACAUCGGCUACACUGGACCAAACCAGCCGCUUCAAGACUCCACGACACGACAGGAUGACGACUGCGAAGGGGGAUGUUCCCAAGGGUCGCCAGGGGUGCCUGGGAUGAUUGGUGCCAAGGGAGAAAAAGGAGACCAGGGCAAGCCUGGUGUAACUCCCUUGGACAGCUGUGACUUGUGUUUGGAGAGACUUCAGAGGGAGCAGGCAACACAACCAAGGGGUGAUCAGUCCUGCGUAGGAACACCUGGAGUCCCAGGAAUGUCUGGAUCACCAGGAAUAAAAGGAGAGCCGGGUACACCUGGAGAAAGAGGCCAAGCCGGAAUACCUGGAAACAUGGGACCUCCUGGAUUUCCAGGUCCUCAGGGCCCACCUGGUUUACCUGGUCAACAGGGUGAGCGAGGGUCAGAUGGCCUCGCAGGAAUGAAGGGCGAUCAGGGUCCUCCAGGGACGCCUGGGUAUCCAGGAACCAUGGGCCCUCCUGGACUGCCUGGACUCAAGGGCGAACGUGGAAGUCCAGGAAGCAAUGGCCAAAAAGGAGAAUCAGGUCCUCCUGGUAACCCUGGGUAUCAAGGACAAGCUGGAUUGCCGGGCAUUAAAGGAGACACAGGACCAGCAGGGCCUACUGGUGCUAAGGGGGAUCAGGGUUUCCAAGGACAACCAGGUUUCCCAGGACCACCCGGACCACCAGGUCCUGCUGGCAAAACUGGAAGGGAAGGGCUUUCUGGGCUCAAAGGGGAAAAGGGCAACGAUGGUGCUCAAGGCCCUCAAGGCCCAAGCGGACCCCCCGGCUCACCCGGCUCUCCAGGAUUGAUGGGCCCCCGUGGCAUUGAUGGAAUGGACGGAAAAGACGGGAAACCAGGACUGCGGGGAGAGACAGGCCCUCCAGGCCCAGCAGGACUCAGGGGAAUGCCAGGAUUCAAAGGGAAAACCGGCCACGUUGGCUUUCCCGGACAGAAGGGUGAAGCCGGACCUUCAGGUCCACCUGGACCACCUGGCAGACCGGGACAUGAGGGUGAUCCAGGUACCCCAGGACUUCAGGGUCGACCUGGACCCCCGGGCCACCUUGGUUCUACAGGUCCAGCUGGACCUCCAGGACCUCCUGGUCCAUCAGGAGUGGGAAUAAAAGGAGAUAAGGGCCAGGCUGGAGAGAGGGGUCUCCCAGGGAUGGUAGGACCCCCAGGGCCGCCAGGGCACCCAGGGCCUAUGGGCGAGCCAGGCAGUGAUGGUGCUUCUGGAAAAGAUGGGGUGGCAGGCGUGCCAGGGGACAAUGGGCAGCCAGGGCAAAAGGGUGAGGCAGGGGCUCCUGGCCAGAGGGGUCCUCCGGGAGAAAGAGGUAGGCCAGGGCCCCCUGGUGGUGGAGCAUAUACCUCCAAGGAUGCACAGCCCAUGAUUGGCCCAGUUGGCCCCAGAGGGGAAAGGGGAAGCCCAGGCACAGCAGGCCCCCCCGGGCCCUCUGGUGCUCAAGGAUCGCCAGGAAAUGACGCUGUUGUCAAUUAUGAUGAAAUCAAGAACUUCAUUCGUCAGCAGGUCAUUAAGAUCUUUGAUGAGAGAAUGGGCUAUUACAUGUCUCGCAUGCAGAUGCCAGUAGAGAUGGUGGCAUCCCCAGGUCGGCCUGGGCCUCCAGGGAAAGAUGGAAGUCCAGGUAGUCCAGGGGCACCAGGUGCCCCCGGUCUCCCGGGACAGAUUGGCAGACAAGGCAGGCCAGGAGGACAAGGACCCGCAGGACCACGAGGACCAACAGGAGAAAAAGGAGACAAGGGUGUCGGCGAGAUGGGAGAUGUAGGACCUCCAGGAGCACCAGGUGUUCCAGGCCCCCCAGGCUAUGGUAAGAUGGGACCCCCUGGUCCUGUUGGCCAGCAGGGUGUUCCCGGGGUCCCAGGCCCUCCUGGACAGACGGGUUCACAAGGAAAGGAUGGCCGCUGUAAUCCUGCAGACUGCAUGAGCCAUGUAGUAGACUACAGCCCCAAGGGCCCACCUGUCAAGGGCCCCUGGUAAAGGGCUAGAGGCGAUGGAGGAGAGGGGCAGGGAACUGAAGCAAAAAAGACUACAUGGAGAAGAAAGAAAGCCAAAGACCAUGACCCAAAGUUAUUAAGUCUGACCACAAGAUGGAAUACAGGCACCGCCUUUGUUGUUGAAUAGCUAGAUUUACCCUCACCGAUUUCCUCUGUAGUUCUGAGCAAACAUCCACCAUUUCUUUCUAAGGGCCUCGCUGGAACUGAGACCUGCAAAGAUACACCAGCAGCACAUUUUCAUGGCAUCAUUGUUGUUCCCCUGUGGAAGAAAAUUCAUUGCUUUAUUUCUUGCUCUUAUUUUGUUCUUGCCUCUCUUUUCUCACUGCGUUUUAUUCCUAUUGUAUGUUUUCAAACAGCUCAGGAGAGGUGACAAGAAUCACAAUCUGCAGUUUGUUCUUUUCUUUUUUUUUUUAAUUCUGGUCUCUGCUGUUAUUUUAUUUUCCUUUUUACAUUUUCUUUGUCUAAAUCUGUAGGAAGAGAAUACACACAAUUAUUUUAGCGCUGUUGCCAUCUCUCAUAUCUCUGCUCCUUUCUGACACAAUCCUGUUCUGAGUGCAUCCCAUGCAUUUCUAAUAUUCUGUGUCACUGCCUGAGGUGUGAAACAUAUUUGAAUUUGACUUUUAAGAGAAUACCCCUAGAAAUAUUUUCCACUUCCAUAGAAACAGAUGUCACAAACCCGUAUUCGUGGAGUAUCUGAUGGAUUGACUGUUCUGUAUAUAUUUAUUUUUAUAUAUAUAUAUAUUUGGUGGCUUUUUAUACGCUUUCAAAUGUUUUGAUAAAACAUAACCUCACGGCUAACCACUUGUUUUUUAUUGUCCAUGGUUUUUCAGCAAUAAAAAGUGCCAAAAAAUUGAUUUUUUUUUCUAAGGUCUAUAAGUUUUCAAAAUGGAAUAAUGUGUUUAGCCAAAGACAGCUUAUUUAUAGAAGAAAAUUACUUUUACACAGGAAGCACAUUGGAUUUUGUAAUUAUGUUACUAAAGUUCAUUUUUUGUCCCUUUAAUGCCAAUAUGUUUGAAAAUGCAACCAUUUUAAAGAAUUCCAUUCCAUUUUGUAUUUCAAAGUAGCCGUGAAAGCCGAUUCACUGCCCGCUUUUAAGAAGAAGGGGAAAACACGAGUAGCAAUUGGGCCCAUUUACCACAGGUACUGUAAUCCAGCACAACCACCAGACCCUCGCAGUCACAUAACGAUAAGAAGAUUCUGAAAAGCCUCACAAAGUGCUUUUGCAGUGUUACAUGUUACUGUAUUUUGGGGUUUUAUCUGUUAUUUUUUUUAAUCAUUUUUAUAUCUGGAACUCCAUGAAGCUGUGGUCAGACUUUUCUUUUCCACAAAAUAACCCAUGGGGAAUGUUAAACUGAAUUAAAUUGCUUUUCAAAAA
This is a messenger RNA of Archocentrus centrarchus (flier cichlid), 6597 nucleotides long. It is a transcript of the gene col16a1, whose product is annotated as collagen, type XVI, alpha 1. The record is from RefSeq and is a predicted model, not a curated record. The transcript is spliced from 71 exons. Gene Ontology annotation, cellular component: extracellular matrix. The coding region runs from base 367 to 5205 and encodes 1612 amino acids. Lineage: Eukaryota; Metazoa; Chordata; Actinopteri; Cichliformes; Cichlidae.